AUGGCGCAAAGAAUGAAAUCCCUCAAUACUCAGCUUCGCAAAAAGGGUCUGGAAAUAGUUCAGGAAUCGAACGACCCGGAAUUCGGACCUGUUUACACCAUCACCCCGAAGAAGCCGGGCAUCACCAACAGUGAUCUUGCUUACCGCCUCUACUACUGGGGUGAGACUGCGAAAUGGAGUGCCACCAGAAGAAAGGCCAUUGAGAAGGCCACCAACCGUAUCAACCGUAUAAAGGCACAAGACGCGGCUUCGAGAAAGGAAUCAUCUGAAAGCUCUAGCGAAUGA
This is a messenger RNA of Exophiala spinifera, 285 nucleotides long. RefSeq lists its product as uncharacterized. The record is from RefSeq and is a predicted model, not a curated record. The coding region runs from base 1 to 285 and encodes 94 amino acids. The transcript has a single exon. NCBI's taxonomy places the organism in Eukaryota, Fungi, Ascomycota, Eurotiomycetes, Chaetothyriales, Herpotrichiellaceae.